Molecule: messenger RNA, 1723 nt
Organism: Aspergillus ibericus CBS 121593
Lineage: Eukaryota; Fungi; Ascomycota; Eurotiomycetes; Eurotiales; Aspergillaceae
Product: cytochrome P450
Exons: 4
Coding region: 1-1566 (521 amino acids)
Molecular function (GO): heme binding; monooxygenase activity; iron ion binding
Source: RefSeq, a predicted model, not a curated record
AUGGGCGUGAUCCAAGGCCUAGUGGCCGGUCUUUCAUCGGUCGCUGAUUCUCCUGCCGCGUUGUGUACCAUCGUGACGGCCGUCGGGUUCGUAUACUUCGUCGUGUUGGGAAUCUACCGCCUUACCCUCCACCCAUUGGCUCGAUUCCCGGGCCCCAAGCUCGCCGCCUUUACGUACUGGUACGAGACCUACUAUGAGGUUUUCAAAUCGCCUGGCGGUCAAUUCCUCUUCCAUUACCACCGCCUGCAUGACCAGUAUGGACCCAUCAUCCGCAUUAGCCCCGAUGAGAUCCACAUCCGAGACUCGUCCUUUUUCGAAGAGAUGUUCUCCAACUCCUUACCAUGGGAUAAACUAGAGCAUCUCCAGUAUCGCUUCAACAACUCAACCGGCACCUUCUCAACCCCCAAACAUGACGCCCAUCGACCCAGACGAGCCGCCCUGAACCCUUUUUUCUCCAAGCGAACAAUCGCCAACGCUACCCCAAUGAUGCAGGAGAAGCUCUACCAGCUCUGUGAUCGACUUCGAAGCGAAUACAAAGGGAGGGAGAAGAUCCUGCGUCUCGACUGGCUAUGGGGAUGCAUUGCUGCGGAUAUCAUUGUUCAGUACUGUUUCAACGAGGGCUACGGCUUCAUUGAUGCACCGGACUUUCGAUCUCCCUUCAUUCAGGCAAUGUUCGACUUGCUAGACGUUGUACAUGUGGUUGUUCAAUUUCCUUGGGUGGGCGCGAUUAUCAAUGCACUCCCUGAGAAACUGGUGGAAGCAGUACAGCCUGGGAUGAAGUCUGUUAAUCACUACAACAGGGAAAUGGCCUCUCAGAUCUCCCAGAUCAUUGCCCAGAAGGCAAACGGCACAACGAAAGAAUCACAGCGCAAAACUGUCUUCAACACCUUGCUAGACUCAGGUCUACCACCAGAAGAAACAAGCCUUUCACGACUGCAACACGAAGCUAUCACCGUCAUCGGCGCAGGGUUCGAAACUACACGGUACGCUCUAGCAGUCGCUAGUUACCACAUCCUCAGCACGCCGUCGAUAUACAACCGCCUGCGCGAGGAGCUCUUUACAGCGAUACCUGAUCCAAGCAACUUUCCCCCAUUAAGCGAACUAGAAAAGCUCCCAUACCUGACCGGAUGUCUCCAAGAAUGCAUCCGCCUCUCCUACGGCAUCGUGCAACGUUCGCCCCGCACAACCGGCAGAUUCCCCCUCGUCUACAAAACCUGGACCAUGCCUCCCGGAACCAUCAUCAGCAUGGACAACUACUCCGUGUCCCACGACGAAGAAAUUUUCCCCGACUCAUUCACCUUCAAGCCCGACCGCUGGCUCAACGAUCCCCUCGCUCCCGACGGCCGUAAACUCACCCGAUAUCUGGUCUCCUUCGGACGGGGAACCCGCUCCUGUUUAGGCAUUAACCUCGCCUAUGCGGAAAUGUACAUUUCGCUCGCGAACGUGUAUCGCAACUUCGAGUUUGAGUUGUUCGAAACGGGCCGUGAGUCGGUGGAUUGUUAUCGCGAUAUGUUCCUGCCGCAUGCGAAACCGGGGACGCAGGGAGUGCGGGUGAAGGUUUUGUGAGGAUCUACUCCGUAGUAAGUGGGAUAUGAGGGGAAUGGAUAUACAUCGCGACAUUUGUUUUGUUUUGUUCUAUAUAUAUGCGCAUCUUACUCCACCUCAUGCGAAAUUCGACCAGGAAUCAGAACAGCAAUGCCAUUCUCUAUAAUGUCAUCAGGAA